GCCCCCCAGUGGCUCCGCUGCUCAAAAUGUCGCCAGAACUGGGAAGGCCAGGUUUGGUGACAUCUCUUUUACAGAACAUGGAACAGCUAAGGAAGGAUUUCUGUCACUUUCCUAUGAAAUCUUCAGACAACCCAACCUAUACAACAUCAAGUUAUUCUUCUUCUGGGAAGAGACAAAAUCUCAUCUAUUUCCUCACAAAUCCACACUGUGGGAGCCUCAUUAAUGCAGAUGGCCAUGGCGAGGUGUGGACAGAUUGGAAUGAUAUGUCCAAGUUUUUCCAGUAUGGGUGGAGAUGCACCACUAAUGAGAAUUCCUAUUCGAACUGUACUCUUAUGGGCAACUGGAACCAAGAAAGAUAUGACCUAAGGAAUAUCGUGCAACCCAAACCCUUGCCUUCCCAGUUUGAACACUACUUUGAAACUACAUACGGUACAAGCUAUAACAACAAAAUGCCACUUUCAACCCAUAGAUUUAAGCGAGAGCCUCAUUGGUUUCCAGGACAUCAACCCGAACUAGAUCCUCCUCGAUAUAAAUGCACAGAAAAGUCAACUUACAUGAGUAGCUAUUCAAAGCCUCAAAUCGGGCAUUCAUCAGUGUGUGUUUGGGAUCCUAAGAUUGACCAAUUUCAAGGUCAAGGAUUAUAAGAAAUAAUAAGAAACUUCAUUUUUCCAGAGUAGAAUGUAGGCCAGAGCGUGUUCCAAGCACAAUGAAAAGUUCACUGUAACAAUUUCACUCUCUGAAUAAAUAAAGCAAAAA
This is a messenger RNA of Carlito syrichta (Philippine tarsier), 756 nucleotides long. It is a transcript of the gene CFAP68, whose product is annotated as chromosome unknown C11orf1 homolog. Bases 27 to 644 code for a protein of 205 amino acids. The transcript has 5 exons. The record is from RefSeq and is a predicted model, not a curated record. Lineage: Eukaryota; Metazoa; Chordata; Mammalia; Primates; Tarsiidae. Gene Ontology annotation, cellular component: nucleus.